Cuscuta europaea is the source of this 4876-nucleotide messenger RNA. Lineage: Eukaryota; Viridiplantae; Streptophyta; Magnoliopsida; Solanales; Convolvulaceae. The record is from the annotation of a GenBank genome assembly.
UUAAUUAAAAAUGUUUUGGUUUGGUUGGUUUCUCCAAAAGGUGCCACCAAGAUGAUGAGAUAAUGAUGCACCCACUACCACCACAGCAUAUGCUCCUCAAAACCCAAACUGCAGAGAGAGACUUUUUAAUCCCACUUCUGAUGAUUGAUUCCACUUGGCUUUUGCAGUAAAAACCAACGCCCGCCCCAUCGGAUUGGGUUUCUCGACCUUGGAAGAUGAAUUUGAUGAUGAUGAUGAUAUUUUCUUGAUGCUACUCUCUUCCUUUUUCUGCCACAAUAAUAAUAUAUGCUCUUCUCGCUACACCAGAUAGCCCUCUCACUACAGGAAAGAAAACGGGCUUCUUUUUUGUCUUGUGUGAAUGAUUCCCACUACAGUAUACAAAAACAACAAAGCUUCGUUUGACGUGCCUCUCUCUCCUUCCUUCCUCUGUGUUCCACAAAAAGGGUAAAGCUUUGAUUGGAUUUCGCCGUUCCAGUGUGUGAAUUGACCAAAUCAGGCUUUCCCUAUUUACCCUUCAAGUUGCAGUUGAUAUGUGAAUGGGUUUGGUCUCAAGCUGUCAAGCCAAUUUUCGUGAAGAUGUCUAUGAAUUCUACCAUCCAUGGAAUCAAUGGAAUCUUCUCUUCUAAAGUUAGACUGAAGAGAGAAAGAGAAUCCCAGCACGGUGGUCUAAGCUGGAGAAGGAUUUUUUUGUUCCUGUGGCUCUUUCUUGUUUCCAUUGGAUUCAUUUGGUUUUUCAUUAGUAGUUCCUCUUAUAGAAAUUUGAGGAGGAAUGCAAGUUCCCCAGAAAUGGAUGGUAAUAAAGUCAACUUUUUGCUUCAACGUUUCAAUGUCAGCAGGGGAGAACUUCAUGCUCUCGUCUACUAUUUCAUUGACACAGAUCUGAUUUCAUUGUUAAAACCUAAUGGAAGCCUCAGACAUGAAUUGAGUCUUAUAACCGCUAUCACUUGUGUUCUUAAAGUCGUAACUUCAGAAAACCAAUAUUAUGAGAAGCACUGUGAACUGGCAGAGAAACUAGAGGCCUAUGAACAGUGUCCUGUUCUGGAUGAGACUACCAUUAGGCUUAUUAACGCUUUUCUACAACAGAUAUCUGUAUCAUUUGUUUCACAUUAUUCAUCUUCUUCAAUUUCAACACCCCAUCAGCUUUGUGAAAAGGAAACACUGCAAGUGAGAACAUUUGGAGACAAGGGUAAGGAUAUAGCCUUCCGUUUCACAAAGACUUGCUGGUGGGUCCUUCUUGUCAUUGCUGUCAUCUGCACACUAAAAUGGUCACAUGGAGAAUCUGGUGGUGGAAACGAACAGCAGAAAGUAGUUUUGCAGCAAGAAUUGGCUCAACAACCGCAGCUACUGCAACACUUGCAACAGCAGCAAGCUCACGCUGCUUCUAGAGUUGCUCGAAGGUGGAGGGAAAAGCUUCUUGUGAUAUUUGUAUUAUCUGGUGUGGUAGGAUCCUCCUGGUUAUUCUGGCACUUGAACAAAGGCUUCACACUGGAGAGGGAGAACACACUGGCAAGCAUGUGUGAUGAACGAGCACGGAUGCUGCAGGAUCAGUUUAACGUCAGUAUGAACCAUGUUCAUGCAUUGGCUAUUCUCGUCUCCACAUUUCACCAUGGAAAGCAACCUUCAGCUAUAGAUCAGAGAACUUUUGAGGAAUACACUGAGAGAACAUCUUUUGAGAGGCCACUCACAAGUGGUGUGGCCUAUGCUUUAAGGGUUCUCCACUCAGACAGAGAAAAUUUUGAGAAGCGGCAUGGAUGGUCAAUCAAGAAAAUGGAAGCCGAGGAUCAAACUUUGGCUCAGGAAUAUAUGCCUGGGAGCUUGGAUAGUGCUCCUCAUCGAGAUGAAUAUGCACCGGUCAUAUUUUCUCAACAAACUGUCUCCCACAUCGUGUCAAUUGAUAUGAUGUCUGGAAAGGAAGACCGUGAAAACAUAUUGCGCGCUAGAGCAUCUGGGAAGGGAGUCCUAACAUGUCCUUUUAAGUUAUUGAAGUCCAAUAAUGUGGGUGUAGUGCUUACAUUCGCCGUUUAUAACACUCAUCUCGAUCCCUAUGCUACACCAGAUCAACGCGUUAAUGCUACUGUUGGGUAUAUAGGUGCAUCUUAUGAUGUUCCCUCAUUAAUUGAGAAGCUUCUCCACCAACUUGCUAGCAAACAUACUAUUGUUGUGAAUGUUUAUGAUACAACGAACACAUUUGCUCCAGUGAAAAUGUAUGGCACAGAUGAGAGUAAAAUGGAUUCCGUCCAUGUUAGCAGCCUUGAUUUUGGAGACCCUGCUCGGAAGCAUGAGAUGCAUUGCAGGUUCAAGCAUAAACCUCCCCCGCCUUUGAUAGCGACAGCAGCUUCUUUGGGUGUUCUUGUAAUCACCUUCCUUGUUGCUCAGAUAUUCCAUGCUGCAAUAAACCGGAUUGCUAAAUUUGAGCACGACUAUCAGAAGAUGAUGAAGCUCAAACAUCGUGCUGAGGCUGCAGAUAUUGCUAAAUCCCAGUUUCUAGCAACAGUUUCUCACGAAAUCAGGACUCCGAUGAAUGGAGUUUUAGGCAUGCUUCAGAUGCUCAUGGAUACUAAUCUUGAUGACACACAACGGGACUAUGCACAGACUGCUCAUGCUAGCGGGAAGGAUUUGAUAUCGUUGAUCAAUGGGGUAUUGGAUCAGGCCAAAAUUGAAUCGGGACGGCUUGAGUUGGAAUCUGUACCUUUUAAUAUAAGAGCAGUGCUUGAUAAUGUGCUAUCACUUUCAUCAGGAAGAUCUCAUGAAAAAGGGAUUGAGUUGGCUGCUUAUGUGUCUGAUCAGGUCCCAGAGAUGGUUGUAGGAGAUCCUGGAAGGUUUAGACAGAUAAUUGUGAAUCUUGUUGGAAACUCGAUCAAGUUCACAAAAAACACAGAGGGGCAUGUGUUUGUGACAAUACAUUUAGCAGAUGAAGUGACAGACCCACUUGAUGUGAAGGACGAAGUCCUAAAACAAACCUUACCACCACUAGUUCGACAUAACGAGACAAGCUCAUCUUUCAACACACUGAGCGGUUUUCAUGUGGUCGACAGAUGGAGAAGCUGGCACAAUUUCAAGAAGCUUAGCAGUGAGGAAGAAAUUGGGAAAGUCAAGCUGUUGGUGACGGUAGAAGAUGCUGGUGUUGGGAUUUCUGCGGAAGCACAAAGCCGUAUUUUCACGCCUUUCAUGCAGGCAGAUAGUUCAACAUCUCGAACUUAUGGAGGAACAGGAAUAGGGUUGAGCAUUAGCAAGCAUUUGGUUGACCUUAUGGGUGGGGAAAUCGGAUUCUUUAGUGAACCUGGCAUUGGAAGUACCUUUUCUUUCACAGCAGCCUUUUCAAAAGGUUCAGUAGAAGCCAAGGGGAAAUUGUAUGAUUCUGGCUUUUCAGACUUCAACGGGCUAACAGCAUUGGUUAUAGACGGUAAGAGAAUUCGAGCAGAAGUCACUAGAUACCACCUCCAGAGGUUGGGAUUGUAUGUGAAGACAACUUGUACAGUAGAUGAAGCAUGUUCAUAUCUAUCUUCAUUUUCAAGAGAAAGUGAGUCGGAGCAUUUUGACAUGAUUUUCAUUGAUAAAGACAACUGGAAUAAGGAGUCUUCUUUUGCACUUCAUAACACUGUAAAAAAUCUCAGACCAAAAGGCUUGAAGGCUCUCUUUGGAUCCACUCCAAAAUUGUUUCUGUUGGCAACAGAAAUGAGCUCCACAGAACGCAAUGAUCUUAAAUCAGAUGGGCUGGUGAAUAAUGUAUUAAUAAAGCCCAUUUGUCUGAGUAUGUUACUUUCAUCCUUUCAAGAAGCUGCUGACUUUACACAUAAGAGUCAAGUGACUAGGAGGAAACCGUCAACUCUUGGAGAUUUGCUUAAAGGCAAACAAAUUUUGGUGGUGGAUGAUAAUGCUGUAAAUAGAAGAGUCGCAGAAGGUGCUUUGAAGAGGUAUGGUGCAAUUGUGACAUGUGUUGAUGGUGGGAAGUCUGCUUUGGCACUUCUUAAGCCUCCUCACAAAUUUGACGCUUGCUUUAUGGACCUCCAAAUGCCACACAUGGACGGGUUUGAGGCUUCUCGACAAAUCCGCAUUCUAGAGAAUGAAUAUAAUGAAAGAAUAAACUCUGAAGAGAGAAUGGUCGGCAUACCUGACAAAGUGGGCCGUUGUCAUCUGCCCAUAUUAGCAAUGACAGCAGAUGCUACUAGAGCAACAAAUGAAGAGUGUGUCAAUUCUGGGAUGGAUGAUUACGUAUCAAAACCAAUCGAUGAAGCACAGCUAUUUUCAGCAAUGUUAAGAUUGUUUGAAUUAGAUUGAUUUAUGGCUCCUCCCUGUAGAGGCAGGCUUAUAGUACCCUCUGAUGGCUUCAAAUGAGCUAAUUAACUCUGACGUUUGGCAAAAAGCUUCGAAGCAUAUCAGUCAGAGUACAAAUUACUUAGUUCCAUGUGGGUUCUUGCUGGUGAUAGCUGAUGCUGGCAAUGUGCUAUGGGUGUUUGAAUGACGUUAUACAUAAAUGGUUCAAUCAACUACUCAAUCUGUUGUUAAUAGCCACCUAAGGUACCUGAAGGAAGAUAGAUUCUGCAGCUGUAUAUACACCCUCUUGCCUGUUGUCGAUUCUAUGGUUUGUGAUGGGGGUUCCAUCUGCACAGGUAAUGCACGAGGCAGCUUGGCUUCAAUUUAUGCCUCUGUAAAUGCUUUCCACUUUCCACAUGAUAGUUUUGGUUCUGAAGUCUCUUCUGUACAUGCCUGUAGUGCCAAUGAAAGGUAUUGCUAGGACUUUUUUCGUGUUGUAAGUAAAUGAUAGAGUUGACUGUCUGUAUAACUAAAGUAUAGCUAUGACUCUCUUUGUUUUUAGGAUGUCAAGUAAUAAUAUGUUUACAAUAUUUGUUUAAAUAUAGAAACAUUUGUUUGCCCC